Molecule: messenger RNA, 814 nt
Organism: Thamnophis sirtalis
Lineage: Eukaryota; Metazoa; Chordata; Lepidosauria; Squamata; Natricidae
Source: RefSeq, a predicted model, not a curated record
GAUUCGUGAGAAGGAAUCGGUGGAGGAAGUAAAGCACCAGGAACACUUGCAGAAAAGGAUGGAAACGGUGUUGUCCCUGAAAAAUAGCAUCAGUUCAAACCGGGAAAAUCUCCGAACUCGUCAAGUCCUGGGCAAAUUGAUUGGACUUGAUGCUCAAGAGCAAGAUCAGAAAAUCAAGGAAGCCAUUCAGGCUGAAGGACACAACGUGACCCGGGAAUUUUUUUGCCAGAAGCGACAAAUCGAGUUUGAAAAGCGGAAAAAGGAGUUUCUGGACCAGCAGAAGACAAGGAAAAUCGAAAUCGUCGCUCGGAUUUUGAGAGAAGAAGCGCAGGCGGAGAGAAUAAAAGCGCAAUCUCGCCCCCAGAAAUCGAAAGGCCCGGACAAACUCUCCGACGCCGUUAAGUGGCGCUUGAAAACGUGGCGUUACAUUGAGGAAACGUGCAGCGAUAAGGUGGUGCCCGUCACACCGAAACCUUGGCGCAGCCCUUCUGUUUCCCCCUCGCUGGAUGACAGAAGUUGUAACGCCUCUUGCGACUACAUCCUCGAAAGCAAAACCGAAGGCGAACAGGAAAAUGAGGACAAUAUUCUCGCGGAGGCCGAAUUUGUGGGGAUCUGGGACCAGGAAUAUAACCCGCUGCAGAUCUUGGAUGACAAAAUUGAUUCCAAACCCCUCGGGGUAUCGAAACUCGAAAAGGACAUUUUUGCCCGGAACUUGGAAAAGCUACAUGCCGGAGUCAUUCGCAAACACCGCGUUUGCGGGCGUGAGUUUAAAGGAUGUCCUUUUUACAGCAAGCCGAGCCUCAUUCAUUUCAAG